AUGAGGGUGCGGCUGGCCAGACGCUGGUCCUGGCUUGGCAGAGCGUGCCUUUUCCUCGGGCUCUUGACGGCUGCUUUCUUCGUAUUGGAGCUGUCCAUCUCCGGUUUCCAGGAGGCUUCCUCUGGGAGCAGUGUCACCGGCAGGCGAUGGGAGAGACGCUUCUCAGACAGGGCUGAAAACCCUGAGGAACUGGCCCGGCCCCUCUAUGAGAAAUCUCCCCCAGAUUCCUACGGUCUAGGGGAGUGGGGGAAGCCUGCCCACCUGCAGCUGAGUCCCGAGGAGAAGAAGCUUGAAGAAGAGCUGAUUGAAAAGUAUGCCAUCAACAUCUACUUGAGCGACAAAGUCUCUCUGCACCGCCACAUCCAAGACGGACGGAUGUCGGAGUGCAAGUCCAAGGCGUACAACUAUCGGAAGCUGCCCACCACGUCGGUCAUCAUCGCGUUCUACAACGAGGCCUGGUCGACCCUGCUGCGGACCAUCCACAGUGUUUUGGAGACUUCGCCUGCCAUUCUGCUGAAAGAGAUCAUACUGGUAGACGAUUUGAGCGACAAGGCGUACCUCAAGGGAGAGUUGGAGCGGUACAUCAGCGAUCUGGAAAGGGUCCGUUUGAUCAGAACCAACAAACGGGAAGGGCUGGUUCGGGCCCGCUUGAUUGGGGCCACCUACGCCACCGGGGACGUUCUCACCUUCCUUGACUGCCAUUGUGAAUGUGUUCCUGGAUGGUUGGAGCCGCUUUUGCAACGGAUUUACGAGAACGAGAGUGUGAUCAUUUGUCCAGUUAUUGAUACUAUCGAUUGGAAUACAUUUGAGUUCUACAUGCAGUCUGCCGAGCCGAUGAUUGGGGGAUUUGAUUGGCGGUUGACGUUCCAGUGGCACUCCGUGCCAGAUUAUGAGCGGCAAAGGCGGAAAUCCAGAAUCGAUCCAAUCAGGUCCCCAACGAUGGCCGGGGGGUUGUUUGCUGUGAGCAAAAAGUAUUUUGAGUACCUUGGAACAUAUGACAUGGGGAUGGAUGUCUGGGGAGGGGAGAAUCUGGAACUGUCCUUUCGGGUGUGGCAGUGCGGAGGCAUCUUGGAGAUCCAUCCUUGUUCCCACGUGGGGCACGUGUUUCCUAAACGGGCGCCGUACGCCAGGCCAAACUUCCUCCAGAACACUGCCCGUGCUGCGGAGGUAUGGAUGGAUGACUACAAGGAGCAUUUCUACAACAGAAACCCUCCAGCACGGAAAGAAAAUUACGGGGAUCUUUCCGAAAGGAAACUCCUGCGGGAGCGCCUGAAGUGCAAAAACUUCAGUUGGUAUUUGAAAACGAUAUUUCCUAACCUGCACGUGCCGGAGGAUCGGCCUGGCUGGCACGGCGCCAUCCACAGCAUGGGCAUUUCCUCGGAAUGCCUAGACUACAACUCACCUGAACACAAUCCUACUGGGGCCCACCUUUCUCUCUUUGGAUGUCACGGCCAAGGAGGCAACCAGUUCUUCGAAUACACUUCCAACAAAGAAAUCCGUUUUAACUCUGUGACAGAACUCUGUGCCGAAGUUCCUGAGCCGAAGGAGUUUGUGGGCAUGAGAAAUUGCCCCAAAGAUGGCUCUGCAAUCCCAGAAAGCGUUAUAUGGCAUUUUAAAGAGGAUGGGACAAUUUAUCAUCCUCACUCAGGAAAAUGCUUAAGUGCUUAUCGUACUCCAGAGGGAAAACCGGAUGUACAAAUGAGGACCUGUAAUUCGGCAGAUAAAAAUCAAGUGUGGAGGUUUGAGAAAUAGAAAGGCCUGUAAUCCAGGAA
Molecule: messenger RNA, 1772 nt
Organism: Euleptes europaea (tarantolino)
Lineage: Eukaryota; Metazoa; Chordata; Lepidosauria; Squamata; Sphaerodactylidae
Gene: GALNT4
Product: polypeptide N-acetylgalactosaminyltransferase 4
Exons: 1
Coding region: 1-1752 (583 amino acids)
Cellular component (GO): Golgi apparatus
Source: RefSeq, a predicted model, not a curated record